This is a messenger RNA of Gopherus flavomarginatus (Mexican gopher tortoise), 520 nucleotides long. It is a transcript of the gene CIB3, whose product is annotated as calcium and integrin binding family member 3. The transcript has 4 exons. Lineage: Eukaryota; Metazoa; Chordata; Testudines; Testudinidae. Bases 86 to 466 code for a protein of 126 amino acids. The record is from RefSeq and is a predicted model, not a curated record. Gene Ontology annotation, molecular function: calcium ion binding.
AUACCGAGACCUGGCCCCACAGCUGGUCCCACUCAGUUACAUAGAUAAACCAGAUGUGAAGCUUCCCUAUGAACUCAUUGGCAGCAUGGCAGAGCUGAAGGACAAUCCAUUCCGUCAACGGAUAGCAGAAGUUUUCUCAGAGGAUGGAGAGGGCAACAUGACUUUAGAUGACUUUUUGGACAUGUUUUCAGUGCUGAGUGAAAUGGCUCCCAGAGACCUCAAAGCUUAUUAUGCCUUUAAAAUUUACGAUUUUAACAAUGAUGAUUACAUAUGCAAAUCAGACUUGGAGAAAACUGUUAACAAACUGACCCGAAAUGAACUUACCCCAGAGGAGGUUUGUCUUGUUUGUGAUAAGGUGAUUGAUGAAACUGAUCAAGACAAUGAUGGCAGACUCUCUGUGGAAGAUUUUCAGCACAUGAUAGCACGAGCUCCUGAUUUCCUCAGUACAUUUCACAUUCGAAUCUGAAUCUGGUGAAAGAGAGAUGAGAACUGCAACUUGAGUCUGCAAUAUGUCAUUACC